This is a messenger RNA of Drosophila kikkawai, 7554 nucleotides long. RefSeq names its product synaptotagmin binding cytoplasmic RNA interacting protein (gene Syp). Gene Ontology annotation, molecular function: mRNA binding. Lineage: Eukaryota; Metazoa; Arthropoda; Insecta; Diptera; Drosophilidae. Gene Ontology annotation, cellular component: nucleus; ribonucleoprotein complex. The record is from RefSeq and is a predicted model, not a curated record.
GGGUUGAAAAUUUCACAGUAUUAUAACAUCAACCGUUCAAAUUAAAUCUCCUCCCCUUCCAAAAAUUUUGUUUAAAUUCUAAAAGGAUCUAAAAAUCAAAGUCCAAAUUAGAAAUUACUCUUAAUAUUUCGCGGAUAGGACAGACGGUUGCACAGGUUCGACAGGGCGAACACAAUUGAGAUCGAGCCAGUGCAGUCGAGGACCCGCGAACAUAUAUAGAAGAUAACGAAAUCGGUGGAGAAAUUGCGAAGCUCGGCGAAUCGACGCGACGGGCGGCGUUAAUUAAAAACGGAGUUCCACGAUCAUUUGUUUUUUGCUUCUUUUAUUCCCUAAAAUAUCAUAUACUAUUGUGGUAACUUUCGCACUUUCAUACGAUCUGAGAAAUUCGAGCAUUGAUUCUGAUUUUUGAUUUGAGCACUCAAUCGUAAUACGUUAAAAUUGUAAAGCGUAACGGAAAUUGAUAUCUGGACGAGCAACUGGUACCUGGAAAAGCACAUGCAAGAUGAAUAAGUUUGUUUCACACAACUUGGCCCGAGACUCCUAUCGGACUUUCAGUCCAGAAAUGUACGCUACAUUGUCCAGCCCUAUGGCACAACAUGCAGCUGAAAUGGCGGAGGGUAAUGGCGAACUGUUAGAUGACAUUAAUCAGAAAGCCGAUGACCGUGGCGAUGGCGAACGUACGGAGGACUAUCCCAAGCUGCUGGAAUACGGUCUGGACAAGAAAGUUGCCGGCAAACUGGAUGAAAUCUACAAGACCGGAAAGCUGGCUCACGCCGAGCUGGACGAGCGCGCCUUGGACGCGCUCAAGGAGUUCCCCGUCGAUGGUGCCUUGAAUGUGUUGGGUCAGUUCCUCGAAUCGAACCUGGAGCACGUGUCAAACAAGUCUGCCUACUUGUGCGGCGUAAUGAAGACGUACCGCCAGAAGAGUCGAGCCAGCCAGCAGGGUGUACCAACGCCCGCUGCAGCUGUUCAGGUUAAGGGACCCGACGAAGACAAGAUCAAGAAGAUCCUCGAGCGAACCGGCUACACAUUAGAUGUGACGACAGGCCAGCGUAAAUACGGCGGACCGCCACCGGACUGGGAGGGCAAUGUGCCGGGCAAUGGGUGCGAAGUGUUCUGCGGCAAGAUACCCAAGGACAUGUACGAGGACGAGCUGAUCCCGCUCUUCGAGAAGUGCGGCACAAUCUGGGACCUCCGCCUCAUGAUGGACCCGAUGACGGGCACAAAUCGUGGUUAUGCAUUUGUCACAUUCACAAAUCGCGAAGCAGCCGUCAAUGCAGUGCGCCAGCUCGAUAAUCACGAAAUAAAACCCGGCAAGUGUCUGAAAAUAAAUAUAAGCGUACCGAAUCUGCGCCUUUUCGUAGGCAAUAUUCCCAAGUCAAAGGGCAAAGAUGAAAUAUUAGAGGAAUUUGGUAAACUUACAGCUGGCCUUUACGAGGUAAUCAUAUACAGUUCGCCAGAUGAUAAGAAAAAGAACCGCGGCUUCUGCUUUCUCGAAUACGAGUCGCACAAGGCGGCAUCUUUGGCCAAACGAAGACUUGGCACUGGUAGAAUUAAGGUUUGGGGAUGUGAUAUAAUAGUCGACUGGGCCGAUCCACAGGAGGAGCCGGAUGAACAAACUAUGUCCAAGGUUAAAGUUCUUUAUGUGCGAAAUCUAACUCAGGACGUCUCCGAGGAUAAGUUGAAGGAGCAAUUUGAGCAAUAUGGAAAGGUGGAACGCGUUAAGAAAAUUAAAGACUAUGCCUUUAUACACUUUGAGGAUCGUGAUAGCGCCGUCGAUGCUAUGCGUGGCCUUAAUGGCAAGGAGAUCGGCGCCUCGAAUAUUGAGGUCUCUCUCGCCAAACCCCCCUCGGACAAGAAGAAAAAGGAGGAGAUUCUGCGGGCCCGUGAGCGCCGUAUGAUGCAAAUGAUGCAAGCGCGUCCCGGGAUCGUGGGAAAUCUGUCGCCGACACAUGCCAGCAUGAUGUCCCUGACGCCCAUGCGCCUGCAAGGGGCGCGCAUGCCGCUGCGUACGCCGAUACCUCGCGACUACGACUAUGAUUACGAUUAUUUUGGUUUCUCGGACUUCCGGCCCGGCACCUAUGCCAAUGAUCCGUACUAUGACGAGCUGUACCGCUCCUACGAUGGGGACUACAGCUUCUAUGAGUACUCAAGCCCCUCGGGACUUGGCGGAGCUGGUAACGGUGGCGGCGGCGGCGUCGGAGGUGGAGGAGGAGGAGUCUCCGGAUCGAUAAUGCCGCUGUCGGGUGGCGCCACCCAGAAUGCAUCGCUGUCCCGGGGUCAGCGAUCGGCCAGGGGCUUAGCAAGUGGUUCCAGUGGCUCGCCGGGCUCCGUUAUGGGAGUUGGUCGUGGGCCUGGAAUCACAGUGCCGCGUGGCAGAGCCGUUGGCCAGCGUGGCAGCAUCAGUCGUCUGGGGGCCCAAACAGUGCCACAGGCGGCGGCAGCGGCGGCGGCGGGACAGGCGGCGGCGGCGGCAGUAGCUCAGCGGGGGGCCACCGGUCAGGGGGCGCCGGCAGCAACCGGGGGGGUCCGUGGGGUGGUGCCAAUGCGUCCCAGCGCUCGUGGCACCCAGCACGUCAAGCCGCUACAAAAUUUACCAGUAGUCGGUAAACGUAAGUUCGAUGGAGGUCACCAAAAUCCGGCAGAUGUUAAGCGACGUUACCCGAGCGGUUUGAUAGGAAAUGGCGGCAGUUGGGGCAGUUUACCGCUACCACAGCAACCUUUAGGCACCAAUGGUGAACAGUGGUACAUGGAUACGUUUUCGGCAUGGAGUUAAAACCACACACAGCAGCAGCAAGAGCAACAGCAACAGCAACAUCAACAACAUCAGCAACAACCACAACCCAAUUGAAAUCAGUUAAAAGAAUCAUUACGAACCACAUCGCAUGGAGGUCGGCAACCACGAGUUGCGGCCACCUUCUCCGAGCCACAUCCUGGAGAAGAUCCAUUCGCAACCACACUAUUACAAGCAAUACAUUUAGUUUCAACAAAAGCAAAAACAUAUAUAUAAAGUGUAAGGAAUACGAUUAGCAGCAAUUCAGAAAGCAUCGUUUAGGGAUUCGUUUCGAACUUCAUUUGCUAUGCGAAAUAUCCAUAAUAGCAGGUCAAUAGGUCGAGUAGAGAGUAUAUGUAUUGUAUAUGUAAUCACGUAAACAAAUAGCCUUUGCAGCAACAGCAUUUUAAACGCAAAUUCUUCAUUUAGAGUCUAGCCGAUUUUGCCCAAACAACAUUUUAAAGAAAGCCUCACAACGUAGAUAAACCAAAGUCAAAUCGUUUUAAAAGUUCACAAAACAAAAAAGUAUAAAGAAAUUUGUCUCAUAGCGUUUUUAACUUGAAAUUGAAACAAUAAUUGAGCAUAUAGCAAACCUAUAUUAAAACUAAAAGCAUACAAAUAUAUUUAUCUAUAACUAUAUAGAGAGAGCAGUCUAAGCCCGUACAGAUUGAUUUUAAAUCUUAAGCAGCAUGUAGCACCUUUUAUACAUUGAAAAGAAAACAAAAACGAAAAACACGAAACAAUUCAGAUUCGAUUCGACGUAAACACAUUUUACAAUAUGUACUUGCAAGGGCAUCCAUCUUCUACUGUAUAUAAGCAAUGACAAGCUGGCGAAUCGCUGAAGCAACAAGACAUAUACAGACGAGAGAUCAGGCUCAGAGAUGAAUUAAUGUUUAGCAAUCUUAACAACACCAAGAAACGAGAGAACACAAUUCAAAUUGAAAAGCAAAGCUUAAUGAGGAAACAUUGACUGACAAAGAUAACAAAAGUUAAAAUUAAUAAUUAGAUUGAAUGAAUUGAAGUGAGAAGGAAUAAGGAAAUACAAAAAUUAAAAGCGCCGCCCAGCAUUAUCAUAUAAUGUCUGGCGGCGGCAACUGGCAAGACUUUCUGCAUACAUUUGAAAACGAACUAUUUUUUAACAAGCGUAAGUUUUAGGCAACUCCAAAUCAAUUAUCUGUCAGAAGUAAAAGUAAAAUACAAAAAUAUGUAGAGCUAAGUAAUUGCACACUCACACUCACACUCAAGCUAAUACUGAUAAGCUGAAAAAUCGCAAGUCAACACGAAACUCGGAUGGGCAGGUGCCUGUCCGCGAAAUGAAGCAACGAAUUAGAGAGUCAGGAAGAGGACACUGACGAGCGGAGACCACACAUCACAAACAGUAAACAGUAACUAAUAAUACAAUUGAAUAUUAUAAAUUUUAAUACCGUAAUGCAUACUUAAUAUUAACACGUACGAUGCAGAAAUCGAGACCGCGAGGAGAACUAGACAAACUAUGAAAUCAAUUAGCCAGCGCUCAAGUGCGAUUUAGCAGCGAACCUAAAUAACUCAACUAUGAAAUUCUAUUUAAAGUCCAGCUAUCCAAUAUCAAGUUCAGAUAGUCUCUUCCCACUUUCCUUUACUCAUCAUCUACAACUGCUACGCACAGAAGUAAUACGGAAGGAGAUCCAACAGCCGUACGCUAGGAUAAUAACAUAACCCAGAUAAUACAGAUACUAUAUCAGAAGCCGACUUGCAAACACUAACUAACUCCAUGCCUAUAAAGAGAAGAACAACGCCACACACACGUGUCAAAGUACGAUUAUAGGGAAAUCAAUGAAAAACAAACAAACAAACAAUGAAACUUGCCUUUCUUUAAUUCUAUAAUUUUGCAAAAUUUCGAGAUAACAACAACAAAUCGUGUUUGGUUGAACAAAAUUCUGUCGUUUAAGUUUCCGCUAUUGCAAGAUCUCAAGUAAAGCAAAAAAAAAGUUAAUUAAUAUAUAUAAAUGUAUAAAAACGAAAAGAAACAAAAACAAAACAAAAAACAAAAAAUAUAUAAAUUAGUUUUAAACUAACGAAAGAAUACUUCCAAUUUUGAACUCAAGUAUAAAGCAAAAUACAAACUGUUGGCAGUAGUUGAUGAAGGACGCGUGUGUUUUAAAACGUAUCUAUGAACAUUGUUCAGCAUAAGCCUAAAAACAAUAACGUUUUUUUAAAUUUAAAAGUACACAUACACAGACAUACACAAAAACACACACACACACCAAGCAGUUGCCUAAAGUAAUGAAAUUUAACGAUAAAAAAGAAAAACAUGAAUUAAACCUUGCGCAAAAUUUGCAAACCAGCAAAGAACUUUAAAUACAUAAUAUUAGCCACAAACAAUAAGAGAAUAUAUACAACAAAUUCUAAAUGACCAUAGUUAAGCUUAAAUUUAGUAACACUCAACACACACACACACACACACAAACAGAACACACAUAUAUACACAUAAUUAUAAAAGUAAAGUAAACUGUCGUUGUAGAGGAAGAGAAGUGUGCGCCAUUUUCUAACUACAAUAACAAAAAAGAGAAAGAACAUUACUAAAAUAUUUACCAAUUUUUUUGUAUUUUUGAUAAGUUUCCCCAUGAAUUUUUCCUUAAAUAUUUGACUUUUUCACGCAAUUGAAAGGGAGAAAUACUCUUAAACCUUUAUUCAUUUUAUAAUUUUUUUUUCUUUAAACACACACAAACACAACAAAUUAAUUAAUUUGAUAAGGAAGUGAAUUAUAACAAAUUCUUUAACGCCGCGUCUUUUUGCAUGCAAAAUUUUCGAUUUUUCGCCUUAGAAAUUUCCACGUUUGGUGACUUAAAACCUUUGAACCCAAUUCAAAAAUUGCAAAUAUAUAAAUAUAAUUAAUUUUAACGACUUGUUUAAUUCGAUAACUGUACUGAUUUUAUAUUGUUUUAAAUUUGUAAUUUAAUUUGUAAGUUUUAAUUGUUAAUGUGUUUUUUCUAUUGUAAACUAAAACUAAACUAAAUCUAUACACUAAUUGGCAAAUUGUUACACAAAAUCCGUUAAAGUUGUCCGAUUUCGUCGUCGAUACAAAAAAAAAAAUUGAGCAAUUGAAAUUAUUACAAAAUUAUGUGCCGUUAUAUUUCGAAAGCAUUUCUUUGGAAGCCCCAAAUAGUCCUGCAUCCUUGAAACCUAAGCCCCGAACCCAAACCUUAACCCCAACCCCCAGCCCCCCUAAUUGUGUUAAAUAUUGUAAUUUGUAAUUUUUGUUUUAAUUUUUUCGGGAAAGCAAAAACGUUUGGCAAAAUUAGUUUUUAAUUUGAAUAUUUAGUUUUGUUUGUGCGCUUAAGUUUUCAAUAGUGUGUUAUAUAUAUAUAUUAAACUAUGAAUAUUAAUUUUUAGCAAAAUAUUUUUACGACCUAACAUAAAGCACUAAUGUUAAAUACUUAACGAACUAAUUUGUUUAGCUGUUUAAUUGGUUUACAAUCUUUGUGUAUUUGUGAAGAGGAGCAGAGCAGAGCAAGGAGCGCAAGCAAAAUUUAUCUACGAUCUAACAACAAUAACUGUAUACGUGUGUAAAAUUCAAGGAACUCUCAAAUUUAACAAAAGCAAAGCAACACAACAAUGAAAACAAAAUAGAAAUAGAAAUAAAAAAAAAACCAAGUCGAAAAGUAUCAUGAAAGAAAAGUAAGCAAGGUGGACAACAAAAUUGCAACUUGCGCAUGGAAACUGAGCGAAAAAAAUGAAAAACUUUACAUGAAUUGUGAUGAUGCAAAGGCAAGAUUUAAUCAUAAUUACUAAAUCUAUAUAUACAAUAAAUAUAUAUAUCUUUCUCUAUAAAUAUAUAUAUUGAGUAUAUAAUGUAUAUGUAGGCGUAGGAGUGUAUAAUCUAACUUUACUUUUAAACAGACUGCGUACGUAUUAAAAAUUUUUAAAAUUAAUUUGUGUAAAAUGUUUUAAGUUUUUGAAAAAUUGGCAAAUAAAGAAAACAAUAAAAAUUAAUAAAUCAAAAACCACGAUCGCAUUGUAAAUUGAAAUAUACGAAAUAUUUCGACCUAUUCCAAAUUAUCUUUCCAAACCUUUUCAGCUAUCAAAAUCUUAUUUUGUGUAUAUUUCAAGACAAGAAUCGGCAAAAAACCAAGCGCAGCGCAACUGUUUAUAAAGAAAGAGAGGACAGUGGCAGUGACAGUGGAUGAAAGGAUCUGAAUCGCAUUGGAAUGCUUCCACGAUUGCUUAUUUUAAUUCAAUUAAAAAACAUGAUUUGUAUGAGGACAAUAUUCAAUGUUUCACGCAUACACACACGCGUUAGGCUUAGAUUCGCUUAGACCACUUUUUGCUUUAAUUUAAUUAAAUUUAUAGUUUGUGUGUGUUUUUCCUUUGCUCUUUUAUUACAUACAUAUAUAUAAUAAUUUGUUUUUAACGAUUGACCCCUUAAAAUCUUUUAUAAACUCUACCUAUUGAUAAACAUCACAACACAUUUGCAUACAUUCAUACCACACGUGAAUGGAAGGGAUUCGUGAACCGUGAACGUAACGUCGCCAAUUAUUACGAAAUAAAAACAACAAACAAAUGGAAAUUAAUAAUAAAAACAAUCAGAAUUCAUCGUAGAAGAAGGCCGAACGAAUGUGAGAGAUUGGGAGAACAACUUUUACGUCUUAAUAAACAAUUAUUGUUAACGAAGAAAAUAAAACGUGAGAAAAGUGAAGAAGCAUAUUGUACUAAAAUAUUUGAUAUACAUACAUUUGUUAUUAUUUGUAAUACGAAAAUUAAAUAAAAUUGCAUCCAGAUAAUAAAAAAUGAAAUAAAUAAAG